This is a messenger RNA of Grosmannia clavigera kw1407, 2142 nucleotides long. Its product is annotated as sulfate transporter family protein. The transcript has 3 exons. Lineage: Eukaryota; Fungi; Ascomycota; Sordariomycetes; Ophiostomatales; Ophiostomataceae. Gene Ontology annotation, cellular component: membrane. The record is from RefSeq and is a predicted model, not a curated record. The coding region runs from base 1 to 2142 and encodes 713 amino acids.
AUGGCUUUGACAAUUACCGACAUUGUUGGGGAAGACAGGCCUGAUGCAGUUAUUGCUACAACGAUCACAUCUUAUGCGCUGAGUUCGGUGGUGACGGGUUUAGUCUUCUACUGCAUGGGCCGAUUCAGGUUUGGCUACAUUGUCGGCUUCAUUCCCCGGCACAUCCUCAUUGGCUGUAUUGGUGGUGUUGGCUGGUUUCUUGUGGCUACUGGCUUCGAGGUUACAGCACGCAUAGAAGGCAGCCUCAAUUACGAUAUCGACACUCUGCACAAGCUGGUCCAGCGAGACACCAUUCCACUCUGGGGCACACCACUUGCUCUCUCCAUUGUUCUCUUCUGGAGCCAGAAGCGUAUUUCGAACAAGUACUUCUUGCCGCUGUUCAUCAUCGCUAUUCCUUUUCUCUUUUACUUCAUUGUUGCAGUAGCCGGCUCUUUCAACCAGAGCUGGCUGCGUAGCCAUGAGUUUGAUCAGGUGCACUGGGGAGCCAUUGCCCGAUGUGUUCCUGCAAUGUUUGCACUGACAUUUUUUGGAAUUCUUCACGUCCCUAUCAACGUCCCAGCGUUGGCACUCAACAUCGGUGAAGAUCAUGCCGAUCUGAACCACGAGCUCAAGCUGCACGGAUUUUCCAAUAUGUUGCCUGGCGCCCUCGGGAGCAUACAAAACUACCUUGUCUACGCCAACACGCUGUUUUUCAUGCGGUCGGGCGGCGACAGCCGUCUUGCUGGUUUUGAAUUAGCAGCCUUUACGUUUUGUGUUAUGCUGGUCGGGCCCAAGACUUUUGGAUUCAUACCGAUCAUGAUGGUCGGAUGUUUGAUAUUUGACCUCGGCUUUGAGCUACUUGUUGAGGCUGUAUGGCAGCCUCGUAAAAAACUCAAGCGUGCCGAAUACGUGACGGUCAUUGCUAUCGUUCUCAUCAUGGGAACUUACGAUUUUGUUGUCGGCAUUGGAGUCGGCAUUCUCCUGGCCUUUGUGUCGUUGAUAAUUCAGACCUCCCAGGUGUCUGCCAUUCGCGCAGCAUACAGUGGCGACAUUGUCAACUCGACAGUCCGGAGAAAUCCAUCUCAGCAAAACUAUCUUCGUAUAGUUGGCUGUCAGAUUUGCAUCAUCAAACUGGAAGGUUACCUUUUCUUUGGUACCAUCGUGGGGGUGGAGGACAAAAUACGGGAGCUCAUCUCGGACGAUUCUUUCCAUCGUCAGCCUAUCCGCUACCUGAUUCUCGAUUUGCGCCAUGUGACGGGGCUAGAUUACUCUGCUGGGGAGGCCUUUAACACGAUCAGCCGGCUACUGGAUGGAAAGGGCAUCCAGCUUGUGGUGAGCGGUGUGGAUGCCGAAAGCGAGCUGGGUCAUGACCUGCGCGCAGUCGGGCUGGGCGAAGAUGACAUAGAGGUGGUCUUCUUACCGGAGAUCAACACCGCGCUGGAGCUUUGCGAAAACGAGCUGCUAAAGACGUUGUAUGCAAGCCAAGAGGCGCAUUUGGGCGAGGGCAUGAAGGCUGGUACGACCUCCGGGGCCAAUGGCGCGAUCGCUACCACUGGCUCAUCGUCCCGUCGACACCUGCUCAUCGACGAGGCUGGUGCUGGCCCCUCACUCGACAUGCUGGCAAGCUCGCCACGCCGAAACCACCUGCAGGCUGCAGCACGGGAGCUGCUGGACAAUACGGAGGAUCGCCGGCGCUCCAGAUGGCAGAAUUUCAGCGACCCUCUGCGGCUGAUGCUGCAGAUCUUCCAGGAUGUCAGCGACAAGGACGUGGACUUCUGGUUCAGGGCAGGUCGCUACUUUCAGCGGCUUGAGUACGUGGCCGGGGACAUGCUAUUCUCAGCCGGUGCUGUAGCAGAGGGCUUUUUCCUGUUGGAGAAGGGGAUCGUUCGGGCCGAGUACAGUCUCGCACACGGGCAGUGCUACCACGAAAACAUUGUGGCAGGGACUACGUGCGGUGAGCUGCCAUUCUUUUCAGAGACGGCCAGAACUGCAACUGCGUAUGCCGACAUGGACUGUACCGUGUGGGUCCUCACCCGUGAGGCGUGGCAGAGGCUCCAAAAGGAGCAUCCGGAUGUGGCGAGCGAGCUGCUGCGCGUAUCUUUGAAGCUCACGGCUGAGCGUAUGUCCACCGUGCCGUCAUCGACUAUGCUGAUGGCCGAUUAG